AUGUGGUCUCUCGGAUUUCUGGUAGCCUUGCUGCCUAUGAUGAGCGCUGCUAGUCCUCUGCCUGCGAUUGAUCUCGUGGGACGCACCAACAAACAAAUUAUGAAGAUCGACCCCAAGUGUCCGCCAGGCACCACCCCGGGCUUUGAGGUCUACACAGCGCGCUACGACGUUCCUGCCAAGGAAUUCUUUGCCAAGGUCGGCUCGUUUUUCGACGAGGAAUGGUAUAUUGGCUUGCCACCAAAUGCCACGCACGGUCGCGACAAUACCAGAGGCUCGAUUCGCGAGAUUGACUUUGCCGGAACUAUCUUGCAUGAGCAGCUCGUCAAGUACAUCCACAAGCCAGCACUGCUCGAGCUUGAAUGGCACCUGGUCAAUGGACCCAUCAAUGUGACUGGCGCUGUGGCCGAUGACCCGCCCGACGAGAAGAUCCUUUUUGGCAGCUACACCGAAGAUCUGCGUGUCGAGUCCAUCUGCCAAGGAAGCGCAACCUUUAUCACCUUCACCGGUCGCUACUGUUUUGACAAGCCAGGCCCGGCAUACAAGGUGUUUGACGUAGCGCACUCGACAUCUAUCGAAGCGGUGGCCAACGACCUCAACGCCACACUCAUCCAGGGUAACGGCACUUGCCCCUCUUAG
Molecule: messenger RNA, 636 nt
Organism: Mycosarcoma maydis (corn smut)
Lineage: Eukaryota; Fungi; Basidiomycota; Ustilaginomycetes; Ustilaginales
Exons: 2
Coding region: 1-636 (211 amino acids)
Source: RefSeq, a predicted model, not a curated record